Molecule: messenger RNA, 1527 nt
Organism: Trachymyrmex cornetzi
Lineage: Eukaryota; Metazoa; Arthropoda; Insecta; Hymenoptera; Formicidae
Exons: 1
Biological process (GO): DNA replication
Molecular function (GO): DNA binding; DNA-directed DNA polymerase activity; nucleotide binding
Source: RefSeq, a predicted model, not a curated record
ACAACUAUCGCUUCCUCGUGCAUGAAAGUUUUUCGCAAAAACUUUUUGCGCGAGAAAGAAAUAGGAAUCAUUCCUCCGGGCGGAUAUAGAAAUGCGGAUAAACAAUCGCGAAAAGCCUUAAAGUGGUUAGUGUGGAAGGAGCGUGAGCUCGGUCAUCGCAUAAUUCACGCGGGACGAGGGCGCGAGUACGAGAUUGAUGGCAGGCGCGUUGACGGAUACUACGAGUCGGAAUCGGCAGACGGAAUACAACGUUACGUACUUCAAUUUCACGGAUGUUUCUGGCAUGGAUGUCCGACGUGCUUUCAGGUGAAUCGCGACAGAACGCUUUUGUCCACGAAUCGUGGAGAUACGAUCGACACGCGUUACGAACGAACUCUCACAUCGACAUAUCGUCUACGAAAACGGGGAUACCACGUGAUAGAGAAAUGGGAGUGUAACUUUGACCGGGAAAUGCGUGAAAAUCUUGAGAUGCGUGAUUUUCUCAAGAAUCACACGUUAUUAAAAUCUGAUCCUCUCGACCCGCGCGAUGCGUUUUUCGGCGGUCGUACGGGAAACAUCGCUACCCGCUAUGAAAUUACGGGUACAGAGAAAAUACGUUAUGUGGACGUAUGCUCUUUGUAUCCGUAUGUAUUGAAAACGGGUGCUUUCCCAUACGGUCACCCCGAUAUUUAUGUCGGUGAGGACUGUAAUGAGUUAAUUGGUGAAGCGCCAAAUUUUAAUUUUGACUCGGUCGAAGGUCUUGUACGCUGCAAGGUGCUCCCGCCGCGUAAUCUCUUUCAUCCGGUACUCCCGUAUCGGGUAAGAGGAAAGCUGCUUUUCGCACUGUGUCGAAGCUGUUGCGAAACUUUCUCGCAGGAAACGUGCACUCACGAUCGUCCCGACAAGUGUGAAUUCGAAGGUACUUGGGUAUCCUGCGAAUUACGCAAAGCCAUCGAAAAGGGCUAUCUCGUGACGAGCGUUAGUGAAAUUUGGCAGUAUAAAGUCACACGAUACGAUCCCAAUACUCGGCAGGGAGAUUUGUUUGUCGAAUAUAUAAAUACAUUUCUACAAUUAAAGCAGAAAGCUAGUGGAUGGACGAGCGAAUGCGGGGAUAACGAUGACGAUGCUAAGGAACGUUACCUGAGGGAAUACGAAAAAACCGAGGGUAUCGUUCUCGAUAGAAAUAACAUUACUCGAAAUUCCGGUUUGCGUUCGGUCGCUAAGCUUUGUCUAAAUUCAUUUUGGGGAAAAUUCGGCCAGCGAACCAAUCUGCCUAAUACUGAGAUCGUAAAGUCAUACCAACGACUAAUGACUUUACUCACGAGUCCGGAGCAUGAGAUAACUGAUAUAUUACCCGUCAAUAACGAGGUAAUAUAUGUUUCGUGGCGGUUACGUGAAGAGGCGGUCGCAUCUUCUCCGAUGACGAACGUCGUAAUCGCGGCAAAUACGACGGCGUUAGCGAGAUUAAAAUUAUACGAUUAUUUAGAAAAAUUAUAUAAGCGCGUUUUAUAUUACGAUACAGACUCAUGUAUCUACUUGUACCGGUGA